This is a messenger RNA of Coprinopsis cinerea okayama7#130, 1533 nucleotides long. RefSeq names its product diphthamide synthesis protein. Lineage: Eukaryota; Fungi; Basidiomycota; Agaricomycetes; Agaricales; Psathyrellaceae. Gene Ontology annotation, biological process: protein histidyl modification to diphthamide. The coding region runs from base 1 to 1533 and encodes 510 amino acids. The record is from RefSeq and is a predicted model, not a curated record. The transcript is spliced from 5 exons. Gene Ontology annotation, molecular function: 2-(3-amino-3-carboxypropyl)histidine synthase activity.
AUGUCGGCAACAGAAUCUCCCAGUGUCAAACCCUCUUCCUCGGUGGCCAAACCCAGAAAACGCUUUGUGGGCACUAAAACUGCCAAAUCCUCCAAACCAGGAGCUAGGCCUGUCUUGAGCCACCAAAUUCCUCCCGAAAUCUUGGAAAACGAGCAACUCAACGCAGCGAUCAAGACUCUUCCAUCCCAUUAUUCUUUUGAAAUCCACAAGACGAUCCAUCAUGUCAGGAAGAACGAGGCAAAAAUGGUUGCCCUUCAAAUGCCCGAGGGUCUUCAAAUGUUCGCUUGCACAAUCGCGGAUAUAAUCGAGCGGUUCACUGAUGCUCUGACGGUUAUCAUGGGGGACGUCACAUACGGAGCUUGCUGUAUUGAUGAUUACACUGCUGUUGCUCUAGGAUGCGACAUGAUGGUCCAUUAUGGACACAGCUGUUUAGUCCCCAUGAACGUCACGACCAUCAAAACUCUAUACGUUUUUGUCGAAAUUGGCAUCGACUCUAUGCACCUCGCUGAAACGAUCAGAAUGAACUUCCCCGACGAUCGCCAGACCUUCCAUGAGACGCUCCUAGAUGAUGAGGAACAACGAAGCCGUGUCGCACCUGGGUGCCAGAUCGGGCCCAGUAAGCAACUGCUUUUGGAGGGUUCUUCUCCUAGCACAGAGAAGAGCGAUGGAGGCCAUCUCGUGAAGAAAAUCCCCACGAAACUGGCACUCGUAUCGACCAUCCAAUUUGUGGCGGCACUUCAACGGCUGAAGGAGGACCUCGCAGCGGAACUCCCUGUGGAAAGCGAGAAUAACUCCUCCCAACGGAAGCGUCAACUUUGGACGGGAGCAUACGAUGCCAUCAUCCCGAGGUCAAAGCCGCUAUCUCCCGGUGAGAUUCUGGGAUGCACCGCUCCCCAGCUCAGCGACGUCGAUGCACUUAUGACCCGCAGUUAUCUUGGUGACGGUCGUUUCCACUUGGAAUCCAUCAUGAUUGCAAAUCCAAGCGUCCCAGCAUUCCGUUACGAUCCUUAUUCAAAGAAAUUGACUCGGGAACGUUACGAUCACCAUCAAAUGCAGGCCAUCCGCGAUGAAGCAGUUCAGACUGCGCAGCGCAGCAUCCAGGCGCUCUCGCCUGAGAACCGACCUGCAGAAGAAACACCCAUUUGGGGGGUAAUCCUUGGAACCCUCGGUAGACAGGGAAACUUCAAACAACUCCAGGCGAUCACCCGCCAGUUGGAAGCAUCCAAUAUCAGCAUCCCUUACGUUCAAAUUCUGCUCUCCGAGCUCUCCCCGGCGAAACUUUCCCUAUUCAACCCGCACAUCUCGACCUUCAUCCAAACAUCGUGUCCCAGGCUUUCCAUAGACUGGGGAUAUGCAUUUGAAAAGCCUCUCCUUAGCCCAUAUGAAACAGCCGUUGCUGUCGGGAAGAAACCGAGUUGGAAGGAGACGAAGGUGGUGAGGAAGCACGAGAAGGAUACGAUUGGGUUGUAUCCCAUGGACUUUUAUGAAGCUGGAAGCCCGUGGGCUAUAUCGAGAGCUACUGCAGAAUUUUAA